AUGUCUGAGUAUGCACUGCACCCGCAGUCUGCCUGGGGCCCCGGGCAGUAUCAGCGAAAGACAUCAGAUCCUGAGCUCGACAUACCACGACCGUCAUCUCAGAUCCCUUGGAAGAUCACAAUCCCUAGCAUGCCACCUGUGGUGUCGGCUCGACUGAAGGCCUGGAGACGAAUUCUACUGGACUUGAAAGUCUCAACUACUGGCCAGCUCAAUCAUGUAUCACGGGCAGAACCCGCGAAGCGAUUAAGGCAAUACAGAUGGAUCGUGCUGCCGAUUUUUCUGACACUCUGCCUUUUGGUAGCUCUCCGAGCGCUAUUCGGACACGACCAUCAUGAUGCAAAUGCAAGACAUUUGGACCAGCUAGUGCGCAAAUUUGGCGAUGUCGGUGGCGGUGAUGUUGCCCAAAUGCGAUUGGGUUCUGUCCAAGCUGUGAAGGGAGCCAUGGGGUCUCUCGCCUCCAAAGACGAAGUAGAUCCAGAAGGUGAUGAUGUUGAUGGCCACCAUCAAACCGAUGGUACGUUCGCAAAACUGCAUGCCCGGCAAGAUGAGGCUAAGGAAGGUGAUGAAGACGACGAGGACGAUUUUGAUGUCGACACAGCCAUGCCGAGGACAGAUGAGAACGGCAGAGUUGUGCCCGACUACAGAGAGAUCUUCUCACUCACAACGCGAGACCGAAAAUACUUCCUCUUCUGGUUCGACGGCGAGGCUGCGUACAAUCCAAGCUUGAUCCCUCAUCCGACUUCGGCAGAGAAAUGGCUUGUAGUGGCCCAGCACGAACAGCCCGCCCAGGCUGCUUUUGCUCAGGAAAUUGUGUGUACUGCCAGCUUCUUGUUUGGUGUCUUGGUCUGCGAUGAUGCAACUGUGCUACCAGUACAGCCUUCAAUACUCGGGAACUGCCAAGGCGAGCUUGCUUGGGCGAAUCUGCGGACAGGACCUCGGGACGGCCGCAUGUUCUACGGACCAGGAGAGCCUUACUUCCUGUAUGGAUCGCAGUCAUCGAUCGCAUGCUUCGGGCAAUGGCUGCAAGAUGCACGCAUGAUGCUCGAGUCAUUCCGUCUGCAACGACCUCGAGUCGGACUGUUCAGGACUGCUGUGGAGCUACACAGGCCUGAACCCUGGCACGAAAUCGAGAAGAAUUUCUUUCUGUUCUGGGACAGCCGAGGCGCGGCUUACGUCCACCAUGAUGUCUGGCCUAACCGCGUAUUCGCCCAACUGGAGUAUCAUGGCGGCGUUGGACCCGAUCUCGCCCCAUUGGCAGCUAUCAAUGACUCGAGAUGUAUGGGCUCGUUCAUGCCAAACGCAAACAAGCAACUUCAGUCCAUCCACCAGGCUACCAACUCGUUGUCCAUCACUCUCUGCAAGCGAAAGGACAGGAGAUGCGUGCCCACGGACGACAACACCUUCAUCAUGCACAUCUUCCAUCACAAGACGUAUUACGACUUCCAUGCAGUGUACGAGCCGUACAUCAUGCUCUUCAGACGCAGUGCGCCGUUUGAGAUCCACGCUAUAUCGCAGCGACCAUACUGGAUUCACGGGCGAAGCGACUUGACAGAGGCGACAAACUCUGUCCAUUAUCGCAACAAGCCUUCGGAUAUACCGCCUGGUCACACGGAGGCUAUCUACAUCACAAGUAUGAGUUGGCGGAACCACAAGCAGAAGUAUCACGGCUAUAUUGACGAUGUCAUCUUCUUAGCGUUUGGCAUAGAGGACGCAAGGUCAGGGGCUAUUGACAUCGAAGCAGGUACUCUGUUACAAGAUCUGGCCUACUGCGAGCUUGCGAUGCCCGAUUAG
Fulvia fulva is the source of this 1791-nucleotide messenger RNA. RefSeq lists its product as uncharacterized. The transcript has 2 exons. The record is from RefSeq and is a predicted model, not a curated record. Bases 1 to 1791 code for a protein of 596 amino acids. Lineage: Eukaryota; Fungi; Ascomycota; Dothideomycetes; Mycosphaerellales; Mycosphaerellaceae.